This is a messenger RNA of Vigna angularis (adzuki bean), 1022 nucleotides long. RefSeq lists its product as uncharacterized. The coding region runs from base 140 to 682 and encodes 180 amino acids. The record is from RefSeq and is a predicted model, not a curated record. Gene Ontology annotation, molecular function: protein heterodimerization activity; DNA binding; structural constituent of chromatin. Gene Ontology annotation, cellular component: nucleosome. NCBI's taxonomy places the organism in Eukaryota, Viridiplantae, Streptophyta, Magnoliopsida, Fabales, Fabaceae. The transcript has 2 exons.
GGAAGAGGGAGCGUGCGAGAGGACGGGGACUGGGAGGCUAACGAGCUCUUCGGCGAAGUGAAGAACCCAUUCGGCAACUGUUGCGGAAAGAUGAUGGAGCUCGUCCUGAGUGGUGAUACGUUGUGUGUAACCUCCAACGAUGGCAGUGGAAUGGAUAGCAACCCAAAUCUUGCAAUUUGGGAGGGAAGGGGCUUCUUGCAGCGAAAACCACGGCAGCCAACAAGGACAAGACAAAGACAAGAAACGACCUAUUUCUCGCUCAUCUCGUGCAGGAAUCCAGUUUCCUGUGGGUCAUAUCCAUAGACAGCUGAAACAAAGGGUCCAGGCCAAUGGACGUGUUGGGGCCACUGCUGCAGUAUACUUGGCCUCAAUUCUUGAGUAUCUGACUGCUGAGGUUCUUGAACUGGCAUUUGAUUUCGACGGCGGUGGCAUCAAUGACCGCCAUGGCUGUGCGAGAUUGAAGAUGGAGGUUGGGUUUCCUGAUUACACCUGUAAUGCUCUUAAGGAGAUUCUUCAUGGCAGAGUUAUCAUAAAGCUUGGAUCCAUGGUCGGAAACCCCAACGACCUUGAUGACCAACCACCUGGGGCUUCUCUCAGCAUAGAAGGCCUUGUAAUGGGCGUCGGGGGAAGCCAACUCUUCGUCAAGCACUACGCCCACAUUCAGCCGAUUUGGUUUUUGUAGGUUCUCGGUGGAUGAGGCUCGAUUUGGCCAACCCUUAGUGGUGGUCUGAGGUGUUGACGAUGGCGAUUUGUGGCUCAACGUUUCUAGAGAUGAAGCUGAUGUGACAAACAAUUUGUAUUUUUAAAAUUCAAAAUUGACACGUAUUAUUCCACGUAUGAGAAAAAUAGGACAACUCAUUAAGUUUUGGCCAACGAGGCAGCUCUACCGUUAAAAUUUUGACACCGUAACUGAAAAGGAUUAACUUGACUCGAUUUUUCACAAGUUGGGACCACUUUGAACUUUUCUAAAAAGGUAGGACCACUUUGAACAAUCCCCCUCUUUCUAGGGACCAAAAGAGGUA